AAAACCCCCCACAGAGACCUCAGUCCCAACGCAAUCCCUCUGCUUGGAAAAACGAGUCGAAAAUGGCGUCGACCUCAGCUUCUCGCUCCGGUGGCGCCGCCGGAAGAAUCAAAUCCGCCGCCACGACGUUAUUUUCCGAUAAUCAGUCACUCCUCGCUGAAAUCCGGAAAGUUGUGACGAUGAUGAAGGAUGUGGGUGUCGAUUUGGAGAGAGAGAAUGAGUCCCAGAUGGUAAAAGAGCUUGAAGAUGGUGUGCUUCAACUGUUGGCAGCUUCUGAGGAUUGUACACAUUUAUCCACAGCAAUUCAAUCUGUUGGGAAUGGUUAUCAGCCAAGAGAAGAGGCAACGGAUUUUACGAAGUUGUUUGAUGAUGAGAUUGCAAAGUCCAAGGCUAAUUCCUCUUCAGUUCCCCAAAAUCAUAUGUUGUUACGCCAGUUUAGGGAAGCAAUUUGGAGAGUUCAUCAUGCAGGACAGCCAAUGCCAGGUGAAGAGCAGGAGGAUCUCGUAAUGACCAGUACACAAAGCAACAUUCUGAACGUCAAUUGUCCAUUGACUGGAAAGCCUAUCACUGAACUGGAAAAUCCAGUUCGCAGCUUGGAUUGCAAGCACAUAUAUGAACAGAACGCCAUUAUGCAGUACAUAAGGUCCAAGCAUGCACACUCUCAAUGUCCUGUAGCAGGUUGCCCAAAAAUACUGGUGGCAGAAAGAGUGGUGUGUGACCCAUUGUUACUUGUUGAAAUUGAGGAAAUGAGUUUAUUGAACAAACAAUCUGCUAGGCCUGAUGUAGUUGAAGAUUUCACUGCGACUGAUGACGAAGAAUCUGGUUGAUGAGGAACAAGAACUACUCUCAUAUUUUCGACACGGAAAUCAUGAUUAUGAAAAUCUCCAUUGCGACCCCUGGACUAGGUUCAUAUCUAGUUGUCUGCAUUUCUCCUAGUUUUGGCGCUUACAAUGGAAUGAGAAAUAUAAUUUUGGAAGUAAUGUGCGGGCAAAGUGGCACGAGUUCCAUGAUUUCAGUUAUAGACGCUGCGUAAAACACAAACUUAUCUUUCUCCUUCCUCGUAAGGCUGAUGGGAUGGCCUCAACCAGGAUUGUGAGAUAGGCAGUAAAAAAGUAGGGGUUUUUUUUCGUGUCCAUAGAGUCUAUGUGAGUUGUAAUUCCUAAUCUUUGUAGAUUUCCUGGUGCCACUUCAAUGAAGAAUGACUUGCAGCUUCAAUGUUGAAA
Molecule: messenger RNA, 1223 nt
Organism: Rhododendron vialii
Lineage: Eukaryota; Viridiplantae; Streptophyta; Magnoliopsida; Ericales; Ericaceae
Product: E3 SUMO-protein ligase MMS21
Exons: 7
Coding region: 63-827 (254 amino acids)
Biological process (GO): double-strand break repair via homologous recombination; protein sumoylation
Cellular component (GO): nucleus; Smc5-Smc6 complex
Molecular function (GO): zinc ion binding; SUMO ligase activity
Source: RefSeq, a predicted model, not a curated record